UUCCAGCUAUAGCACCACUGAUUGUAAUGAAUUAAGUCCUAAAACACCUAAAACGCUUGUUUUGGUUCAGUUUGCACCGUUUGCACUGCUUGCAUGUUUACAUGUUACGUUUGAUUUAAGAUUUUUUUUUUGUUAAAUUGCACAUUUAGUCAACUAAAUCGCCCGUUCGUUCUGGUGAAUUUACUAGACCAACAAAAUGGAUGAGAGAACAAUCAGGUCGAGAAGGCCCAUACGUCCCGCUCAACGCGGUAGCUAUAGUCCAUCACAUGGAUCGCCAAUUAGACGGAAUGAGAACGAAUUAUAUCCACAUUUGAGUGGAGGUGAAGAAGAAGAUGAUGUUGACCAAGAACUGAUUGAACUAGAGAGUUAUGCAGAUACGAAUUCAUCAUUAAAUACAACGCUAAAUAGUUCGUCAGAUGUAGCUGACUGCGGUGGAAUUAAAGUCAGUCGCUGCCGAAAGGAGAAGAAUGUGAAAUAUUAUCCGGACGGAAACGUUCAAGAGGUCAAUAUGUGGAAGACCAGCGAAAAGAUUUUACUUCCAAAAAAGGCCGAUGAAAGUCAAGGGAUGAUCAAGAUUGUGCUUGUAGGGAUUGGUGUUGUUGUUGUGAUGUUGGCGGCAGUUUACUUUUACCUUACGAAUCAUUCUCAAAUUGGUGGCGAUAUGAAGAGGCCGCCGUUGCGUUGCAGCUUCGAGCAAUCAGUACGAGAUUUUCCCAAACAAGACAAAAUGUUAUGGAAAUCUUUGGAACACGGCGUGGAAAGUGUACUGAACAACAUACCAACAAAACCAUCAAUUUUCCUGCUGGCUUAUGAGGACAUCCCAACUGCAAAUAAAAUUACUCGUAGUAUCGUCGAACGAGCUACCGAUUGCAUGGACUCGAAAGUGAACGCUUUGGUGCUGAGUUCCGACGAUCUGGCGCACCAUGAAAUGAAAACCGAUUACGGAGUGGUGAUUACGAAAUUUAAGAAUCAAUUGGAAAAGAGCGGCGUUAUGUUGGUGCAUGAUUUGAAUAAGGUACCCAGCAAAGUUGCUCCGGCUUUUCAUGUAUUUUGCGACGGACUUAAUCCACUGGUUGAUCGAUCCAUCAUUUUUUUGACGAUGCAAUUAACCGACAACAGCCACUCAAGUUCCUACGCCAAUACGUUGCAUUUGGUUGAAAAUUAUCUACGUUCCAAUUGGAGUGAUAUGGAAAAUUUCAUUUUGGAUCCGCUGAUUGCACGCGUUACCGAUCAAGUGUUUGUGCUGAACAAGGAAUAAGAAGAUCCCUAACUUAUGGUUGUCAUGUUUUGUAAUUUGUUGCCUAUCUUUUCGGACGAACCUUAAAUUAAAAUUCAAAUUCGACAAAUUUUUA
Molecule: messenger RNA, 1352 nt
Organism: Bradysia coprophila
Lineage: Eukaryota; Metazoa; Arthropoda; Insecta; Diptera; Sciaridae
Gene: TORIP
Product: Torsin interacting protein
Biological process (GO): membrane organization
Cellular component (GO): membrane
Molecular function (GO): ATPase activator activity
Source: RefSeq, a predicted model, not a curated record